AGCAUUUAAUGAAAAGUCGAACAAAAGAAUCAUCACACCACUAACUAAAUAAACAAAUAAUGAAAACAAAAUUAAAUUGUAUCCGUUGUCGAAUAAAAACAAAGAAAUGUCUUCUUCACUCCAGUUGAACCGCAUUAACAUUCUUCAACUUAACCAAUGUGACAGUGAAAAACUACGUUUCCUCUCUCCAUCACCGUCGUCACCACCAUCGCUAGUGGCAGUUACUUCGGCAGCACCCAAACCGCCUACAACAACUCCAUCAGCCUCAGUAGAGGACAUAGACAAUGCAAAUCACAUUGGGAGCAUACAAAAUGAUAACAAAACGUGGAACAACCACCACCAGCACCAUCGUCGUAGUCGUUGUAAUGAUUGUCACCACACUCGUGGUGAGAUUCCAUGCAACUUUGAGUGGAGUUGCGAUGUAACCGCCACAAAGGGUUCUAUUUACACUCCACUGCCACCACCGCCGCCACCGUCGCCUCCCGUUUCAGCCCCCAAUAAAAAUGGACAACAUAACGACAAAGUGGGCAUUUGUGAGGGUACGGAUGUGUUUGAUGGCGAGGGUGUGGGGAAUGCAGGAGGCAACAACGGCAUCAGUAUCAACAGCACUUGCAAAGGUAUUUGUUGUGCUGUUGUCGAGUCGGUUCAGUGCGCAUCCGCACUUGUGGACGACUCUCACCAUUAUGAUGGCAAUGGGACAUUGACAACUACAGUGGACUCGAAUUUCAAAUGUGUAUCGACAUCAGUGAGCGGUAAUGGUCGGGUAACAUGCGCAGUUCUGCCUCAACCACGUCCGUUGGAAUGCGUUCAUAGGCGCUAUCGUCGCAACGAACGUCUAGCAACGGAAACAGCUCCAACAGCAUCAUCGAUCCAGGAGCCAUCACAAGCAGAAGCAGACAAGCACAUUGGUAAACACUUGAGCCAGGCCAGCACCAGUACCAGCACUAGCACCAGCAAUAGCAAUAGCAGAACUUUAGCCCCCAACACCUAUACCACCACCACCAGUGCUGCUGCCGCCACCACCACCACUACCAGUUGGGCAUCGACGUCGUCGGUUAGUAGUCCACCAUCAGUGCAGGAUUUUGCAAAAUGUCUAACAGCUGAAGAAAAAGCAUCAUCUCCUCCAACAAGGACUGAAAAUUCCCUGGCUAAAGGUCCACUUUCUGCCAAUUCGUGUGAUUUUGUGUUAAGUGAACUUUAUUUCAGUCCGUUUGGUGAUAUUUUUUGCUAUAAUUUAAAUCCGUGUCUAGUUUUUGGUGCAGAAACAGAAAAAAAUAAAACAGAAGCUCUGCAGGCCCUCCUAAUCGAUUCUUUGGGCCAUUUUUGUCAUCCGAAAAGAAUUUUUCUUGUCGCCAGCCAGAGCUCACACUCCCAGUGGUUUUCGUAUUCUUCGUCGUCGUCGGUGGUGACUGAUCCGAAUUCGAAUUCGAGUGUACCUACUAAUCGAGUUAGUGUUGCUCCAUCAACGGGGCAAAAGUUUAACUAUCUUAUUCUAAGUGCUUCUAAUCUAAAUAAUACUCUUUGGUUUAUUAACAACGAAUUGGUUAAUAAUUUAAACGAAAAUCUCUACUUUCUUCCAAUACCACCAUCUUCUCCAAUACCAUCAACACCAACACAAACGCCAUCAUCAUCACCAUCACAAUCGUCGUCAUCGUCAUCGAAAUCAUUACCAGGAGAAUCCGAAGCAGGAGCAAGUAAUACAUGUUGCAAAAGCUUAAGGCUUCCACAAUUUCCAGUUAAAGAGGAGCAGCCAUCAGAAUAUCAGAGCGAGAGCAAAGAAAAAGGAUACAAAUACGGCGACGGCUAUAAAAACCGAAAAGCUGGCGACGGAUCCCGUCGUCGACAACCAUCGCUUAUUGCUCUUCCGACAAACAACGACAACAACCAAUAUUACGACCAAAAAGUCAUCACAUCUCCUGCGAGGUGUAAUGCUUAUACACAACAAAAAGCUCCUCAUUCAUUGUUAAAGGUUAGUGAUGUAAAAAGGGAAUUAUUAUUAUUCAACAAAGGCAGCUACAAUAAUGAUAACGGCAACAAUAAUGACAAUAAACAACAAUGUUAUGGUAGUAGUAGUAACUGCACUACAACAACAACUACAACAACAACAACAGUUCCAACAACAACAAAAAUAACAAUAAGACCUGUCAACUGUGCCAAAAACGUCAGCACCAGCUUUAACAGUAUCAGCAGCAGCCAUUUUGUUGAAAAUGAUGAUGAUGAUGCAUUCCAAGCAAGUCAACGCUUAAAACGUCUAGAAGAAAACUUCAAAGAUUUGACAGUUGUGCGAAAGUCUAAUUCGCGGCAGCCAUCAUCUCUGUUUGCGAAAAACUCAAAUAACGGUAUUGUUUCAUUCGAAAAUCGAUCGGCCACAAAUACAUCUACAGACAGAGAAUUAACGAGGUCAUUAAUUGAUGAAUUGCAGUCAUUCUCAAUCAAAGACGACCAACAUAAAGAAGAUACAGAAAACGUCAAGAACUCAACAAAACCAUCAUCAUCUAAUUAUUCUUCAUCGUCGUUGUCGUUGUCGUUGUCGUGUGGUGAUUGUGACAGCAACAUAAAUCUUUCUCUUUCUUUAGAGGAUGACAAAAAAGGAAAAAGCUUAUCCAUCGCCAAUACUAACACAACAUUGAAUAAUGAUGUAAUUAUAAAUAUUGAAAGCAAUUCUCCAAUAAUAUCACCAUCUUCGUCAAUAGUUAUAAAUAACUAUUUAAGUGAUAACAAUAACAAUUUAAAUUUAAAACAAAAAAGUGACAGUUGCUGUCAUUUCUCCAACAACAACAAUAAUACCAGCAACAACCAUAAUAACGAAUAUCAUAUAAGUUAUAAUUCAUUUGUAAAUAAUAAAAAGAACACCAACAACAAUAAUAAUAAUAAUACUAAUUGUCAUUUAAAACCUAAAAAGAGUGCUUUAAGAUCGUCGUUGUUGGGAAAAAAUAAAGAUAUUUUUUACAUAAGUCGACCCGUGCCAUCGAUAUCCGAAUUCGAUGUUCGAAAUUUGAAUAAUAAUAAUCGCAAUAAAAUAAAUCAUUUCUCGGACGAAUCAGUGACAUUUGAGUGCUACGACGAAUUAUUUGACGAAGAAGUCGACGAAGAAGAAGAAGAAAUUCGAUCGCGUUCAUCUCCAUUAGUAACUUCUGUCUUAGUCGAUGACAGUUGUAAUUGUUUGACAAGUGAUAAUGAUGAAUGUCAUGAUGAAAACAACGAAAACGCGUGUGAAUGUAAUUUCUGUCAAAAGUGUCGUUUGAUAAAUAAUUCCGAAACUUCGGAAACUUCGAACGAAAUCAGAAUCAAACACGAAAAAGAAAACAAAAAUAACAAUUCUAUUCUCCAUAGAAAUAAUAAUAAUAAUUAUUACAACUACUGCUAUCCCCCACUUUCCCAGCUGAGUGAUUGUUCAAUUGAAGUUCGAACAUCAUCGAGCAUAGCAGCAAAUCCAGAUCGAUCGACGUCGACGAAUAAUAAAAAUUUCGAUAUCGAAAUGCGUGAAAUAAACGGUCAGUUGCGUGGUUUGCUUAAAAAACCAAAUCGACCGCCACCGACUCGUAAAAAUCGUGUCGUGUUCGAUGAGACGCGUAAUGAAUUUUUUGAAGCCGAUUAUAUUAUUUUGAUUCGUGAGGAUUGCGCCUACGAUGAGGAGGACGAGGAGCCAUGCACUUGCGGCGAACAUGAAUUGGUGCGGCUAUGUUGUGAAGAGGGCUGUCAGUGCAAUUAUACAAACGAGGACACUCGGACACCUCAGAGUCCGAAAUUUGCACCGCCAAUUGAUUUUGUGGACGAAGCCGCACUAAGCCCACCCGACGGCUACAAAGACAAUGGGCUGAAAAACUCACUUGGCGGUGCCCUUAGUGGGCACAUUUUCGGUGCACAGCAUAUUCAGCAAUUGCAAGUUAUUCAACGCUUACAACAGCAACGUGCCGCAAUGCUGGCGGCUAGAAAUAGCAAUCCAACACAAUCGCAGUCACCACUCCCACCCUUGGCACCAACAGCAGCGGCACCAGGACAAGUAGCCGUCACUGCCGCAGCCGCCGGCCAACAACAACCCUCAGGACCAGUAGUUGCUCAUGCUACUGCACAGCCACUACCACCCCAUGCACCAUCAGGAGUUGCCAUACAGCCCCAACAGUCACCGCAGCCAAACCAACUACAGCCACAUUCACCAGAUGACGAUUCACAGCCCGUAUGCACCGAAUGUGCCGAAUGUGUAGAAUGUGCAGCUAAACAAUUGCAGGACUCAGAAUGCACCUCGCCACAAUGCCAAGAAGAAGUCGCACAGCUUAGUGUUCCAACGGUGGCGUUAGUGCCAUUGCACAGUAACUCACCUGAAAGACGAAUUACACAAAAAGAAAUUAUUGCAGGUGAAGAACGUCCCAAAUAUGUACUGCAAGCUCAAUAUAAGCCCGUAUCCGAUGAAAAGGAUAAAAUUAUAUCUGUUCAUAAGAAUCAAAGAUUUGUUGUUGAAACUAUAACAAUGACUACAGUCACAGAAAGACGAAUCGUCCGGGAAGCCACCGAGGACAUAACGACCACAUCGACAGCGCCCGUUAGUCUCCAGACGGCUGAAGUUACAGCGCCAUCUAUCAUCACCUCCGCCGUCGCCGCUGCUACCACCGGUAUCAUUGCCGCACCAGUUGCAGCGCCAGCUCUACCAACAGCACAUCCACAUCCUCAUCCACAUCAAGCCAUCAACAGUGUGAGUGUGAGUGAAUCUACCGAACUAAUCCCUGAGCCAAAGCCACCGAUUCCACCAAAGGAGUCGUCCCCAACAACACAGAUAAGUGGCAUUCUGAAGGGUGGCAAACUAUGGAAGCAGGAAUCUAUAAGUCAGUCCGAUGAUAUGAACACCUCCUCCGAAGAUGACGCAAAUGCCAAAAGAUCUGUUCGUUUUGUAACAGAAGAUGCUUUAGCUAUUUCCCGUGAUGGUGAUGGCCAAGCCGCUCCUGAUAGUCCCGAACACGAUAGCCAAAUUAACGAAUUAAUUCCUAUAAAGAAACAUUCGACUUUGUUCACAAAUGCUCUGCGACCAAAUUCAGCUGUACGUCAGCUCUUCCCGAGUUCUGUGCACCAAACAUCGUCCAUGUUAACACAUGAGGCUCUGCGAGCUUUUGAUGAAUCGAAACGUGCUGGUAAUUUACUGCCAAAUAUGGUUGGUGGUAAUCCAGGAGAUACGGAUUCGGUGCGUAGAAGUAUAGAAAGGAAUAUCCUAAGAAGGUCGUUGAUAAAAAAAAAAGCAAUCAAAUCAGAUAUUUCUCUUGAAGAACGUAUCAAGCAAUUGACAUGUGACAUUGAUGAAUCGAACGAAGAUCCAGGUCAAGACUCUAACGAUGAAAAUGGCAAAAUGAAUUUAUAUAAUGGCGAACCAGCUGCUCAUCGGGAUAGUCCAACUGGGGAAGAAAAUCCAAAUCAAAAAUAUUCCAACGAUAAAAGUUUCUCACCAAGUUCUUCGGUUUCCAGCUCUUCCAGUGGUUCAUCAUCUGCGUAUAAGAAAAUUUCCGACAUAUUCAAUAGGGAUAAGAAGCAGGAGAAGAUUAUGGAAAUGGAGGAGAAUCCAAUUGUCAUUAUACCUCAGGUAAAGGAAUGUCGUUGCCCAGCAGCUCCCGACUUGGGUAUGGGUAUUCAAGUUCCUGUCGUUCAUACACAAAUUCAUCGAACUCCCCCACGCCAAACAGAACCAAAGAGACAAUUCCUGUCUACACUUGCUCCUCUUACCGCCUGCGUUGCUGGUCAAAAAGAUGACCUCUCUUCCUAUUACACCUUGGCGGCCGGCGAAGGACAUUCUCCAGCUAAUACACAUUUUGCUCAGUACAACAUGAGUGACAUGGAGCCGAUAUUAUGCAACGACGAGAUGAGAAAAGUGGCUCCCGACGUUAUUGCCGGUACACCAGGUCAGGAACAAGAUGAGCUAGCUGCUUUCGCUCAGCAAGAAUCCAAUCGCACUGAUAAAAUCAAAAAACGCUACACCAACGAAACCUCCAAUGCAAGCUCAGACGAUGACGAGCAAAAUGACUAUGGCUUUAAUAAGAGACCUUCUGUGCGUGGCAUCAAACCAAAGUUCAGUUCGACCAAUGAGAUUCUGCAACAAAUGCAAGAUCAGCUAAGUAAAACAAUGCCAAGUUUACAGAGUAAUACAUCUAUUAAAUCCUACACAUUGCCAAAACAAGCUUCUAGCAGCUCCAUAAAUAAACAAAUUCAAAAUGUCCAACCACAGAACCAACAACAACAGCAGCAACAACAACAGCAACAACAACAGCAGCAACAGAUUCCAGCUGGCACAGCUAUAUCACAACAACAAACCGAACGAACCUGGAGUUUCUAUGGUGAUCCGGAGCAACAACGCAUUCCCAUGGAUGGCAAUAUUCAUCCAAGCUAUUACCACACCAUGCCAACGGUAUUCCAACAGACAUUCCAGGGUCAAGAAGAGACUCUUAUGUAUCAGAAUUGUGUCACAAUGGAACAAUAUGGACGUUAUGCUCGAAGUCCUACUCGCCGACCAGAGUCACCGCCACCGCUUAGAAACUAUCAUCAGACAAUGGUGCUUAUACCGUGCAAUGCUGAAACUUACUCGCAGUUUGCUGCAACAACCGUUGACCCAAAAGUAGCUCAAAUUCAGAGGCAAAAUAUUCUCGAAUAUCAACAGGUAACUCAACAAACUAUCCGAGUUCCCAUUAGUUAUGCUCUACCUGCUAUGCAAUUGCAUGUAGUUGCUGGACGUGGCCAUAGUACUCAACAAUAUGUGCAGCAUCAACAACAACAGCACCUACCAUCACAACAACAACCUCAGCAGCGUGUACUAGCUCCCCGAUAUAGUAUACCGCAAGAUGGCAGUAUGGGCUUCAGUGAACGUGGUGUUCCAGAAGGUGCUGCAGCUGUUUCGCACACUGACUGCAAGGGUAUUAUAUCUCCAACAUCGCAAGCCAACCAACAACCAACUCAACAACAGCAGCAACAACAACAGCAACAACUACAACAGCAACAACAGCAGCAGCAGCAACAAAUGCCCAACUGCAAUCAGACAACGGUUACCUCCACAGGUCCUCCAGGAUCGGUAUUCUAUGCAAUGAAUGUAUGACCCGGAGGGGACUAGUCGUCCCAAUAGCGAUCUAGCUAACCCAACCAAAAGUGAGAAAACCAAAUAAAUUUAUUUAAACAAAAAAACUAAAAUUUAUUAAAACAAUAACAGCGUUUAAGGAAUUUAUUAAGAAUUUUAAAUAAGUUGUUAUAAAUAAAAAUGUAAAACCCUUAAACUGUGACAAAAUGCAAAAGAAAAACAAAAGGGUAUGAUUAUUGUAAACAAAUAAAUAUCCUGACAGAAAAACAACUCCACUAAAUAGCGGCAACAUUUUUGAUGCAAUCGUUAAAGAGCCAUGUCCAGUCCACGUCAACAAAAGCUUGCAACAAGGAUUCUAGUAGUUCUGGUUCCUUCAAAAAUGAACAUACCUAAUAUGAACACCGCCCGAGGAAUCAUAAAAAACAAAAUGAAUAACAAGAAAGGGCCUCAAGCCAUGUAAAAUAUAGAAUCCACUUUUGGGAGAUAGUUUAAAGGGUCAAAACCAGUGAUUAAGUUUUAUUUGUUUGUAAAUUUUAAAAAUUAAUACAACAAAACAACGGGUUUGAUUUUGACAACGCAAUGUUGGUGCAUUAAAAAUAUGAGAUUCCAUUGAUACAAUUUUAUUGCUAAACAAUUCAUAUACAUACUUAUAUAUUUUUUUUCAAUGCUUAAGUACUUAAUACUAAGUAGAUUUUGUAAAAAAAAUAAAACAAAAAAAUUGAAACCAAACAACCAAUUAUAUAAGAAUUGAUGAAUAUUUUUUAUUCAAAUUAUUAGUGCAAAAGUAUUAAAUAUAUAUGUAUUUUAUUUGUAAAGAAAAAAAAAAACAAAAUAAACGCUUAAUUUAAUCGCUAGUUUUAAUCAUUGAUGAGUGAAUUGUAGAUGUCUUAUGUUAUAUUGCAAAUAUUUAACAAUGCAAAAAUUAAACAAAAAAAUAAAUACUAUAUAUUAUAUAUAUUUACUUAGUAUUAUUAUUGUAUUAAAUUUAAUUGAAGAAGUGGUCUUAAAUUUAAAAAGAAAAAAGAAGAUGGCAUCAGAAAGUAAUCAAAAUUAGUUUUUGUUUGCAAUUAUUUAUGUUAUAUUUUUCAAAAUAAUUUAUUAAUUUAAUUAUUAAGUUAAAUUUGAUUGCGUGGUUAUUAAUAUUUUUGACUGAAAUUAGUAAUUAUUUAAUAAUUGAUAUUUAAAAAAUAUAAAUAUAUAUAUAUAAUAUAUUAGAAAAAUACAAAACAUAAAUGUUAUUUGCUAGCUUAAGAUUUAAAUGAAAAUAUUAUUUAUUUAUUUCUAUUCGCUUUGAUUUUAUAAAAAGACAAACAUUAGGGACGAUUUAAGUAAAACAUUACUUCCAUAAUUUAAAAAAUAUGAAGAACAAAUCUCAAUAAUUCUUAAUAUGAAACAUGAAUCAAUGUGUUAUUGUUAAAUUUGCUAUACAAGAGGAAUUAAUCAUUCUUUUUCAAAAAAAGUAUGUUAUCAUUUAAUUAUGGUAUGAAAAGAAAUUGGGAAAGUGAGAAGAAGUUCCAACUGCAAUUAUUAUCUUCUUAGUUUACUCAUUGAUUGACGAAAGACUUUUUUCCUUUACGAUUGUUGGACUGUAUUUCCAAAUUAAGAUUUAAACAGAGCUUGACGAACAAGAUCUAAGCAAGCUAUUCAAAUUCAUUUGACUUUUCGAAUAAUAUUUAAAGAAAAGCGAUGUGGGACUGUGUUGUCAAAAGUUUUAAGGCCCCUAUAGUUCUCUAAUAUCUUUCAUAUUUUCUUUUUUCACAUCCAUACCAUAUUUUCCUUGGACCAGAAAACACAUCUUGAUUUUUUGUUUUAUGUUUUAAAUAAAUCUAAAACAGAUUGUAAGACAUCUUAAUUAAUAGUGUUAUUUAUUGUGUUUUAAUUGUAUUUUUAUUAGUUUCAACUUUUAUUAAACUUUAUAUUGCUACCGAAUUAUGCUGUCCAAAAAAGUCAAUACAAAAAUCUAGACCAAAGGUUUAUUUAAUUAAUUGAAGUCACACCCGAUGCGUGAAAUAUUUGUAUCUCGCUUGUGCAAAGUCUGUUGGUUUAUCUUAUUGGAAAUGAAGAUUUUCCUCAAACAAUCCAGAAUUAUACACUUUGACGUAUACGUGCUUUUUUAAAUUUGUUUAAAGAGUUUCCUAAUUGAAAAACUUAGGUGUGUUGUUAUUUUACUUUGUUAAAAAGAGAAUCAUUUUGAAUUUUAAGAAACUUUGUACGAAGAGUUGAGGUCGAUAGCUUAUAUGAUGUGGUUUACUUGUCUCCAAGUUGUAGCUUAGUUUUACGAAAAUAAAAAAAUGACUAUAAGUUAUUUAGUUUUUAUUUUAAUUUUUUAAUUUUUAAUGUUACAACUUAUGUUUUGAUUUUUAUAUUCUAAAUCUACGACGAGUUUCGGGGAUGUUUCUCCAUCAUCGGGUGUAAUACAUUUAAAAUUGAAAAAUAAAAACAAAAAACAUAUUUAUUUGUUUAUUCUCGUAAAUCGAUAGCUUAAUUCUGCCACCAAGUUCAUGUUAUUCCGAGUAAUCGUUUGUCUUUGUUUAUAUGUUAGCUUAUAAUUGUGGUUUUAAACAAUCGUAGUCAAAAAAAUGGCUGCCAUGCCCUCUAAAAAUCUACAAUAUUUAUUUUGAACGUUUUAUGUAGAUUUGUUUUACUGUUUUCUUCUAAAGAUCUUGCUUUUAAAUGUUAAUUUAUUCUUUCCCCAUCAACUUGACAGUAAUCGUUCGUUAAAAUAAAAGUUCACUAAGUUCACUACAUACGCAAAUCACUGACUUUUUGCCUCUUUGCACACAAAAAUUAUAAAAUGUGCCAAAAAAUAAAUAAUUUAUUUAAAAUGUAAUAAGAAGUCAGAAACUGAAGAAUAAGAAUUCAAUUUUGUUACAAGAUAUUACAAGAUAAGACUUCGAUUAGCAGUGUUAAACUUGUUUAUGGAUAGGUUGCAGUUUUUGUGUCGCUUCCUUUUGUUUCAAUAAAACACCUGUUCACAAACCGUUUACUGUAUACUAAAAGCUCAAAUCACCUAGCGGGCAAGAUGCCCUACAAAUUCCAUUAAAUACAAAUUUUGUUUCCAAAUUUGAAUACUUUUAUGUGCAGGAAGUUUAAGGAAGUUUUUUUUUCAAUUUUUGUUUGUCAAACUUUUUUUAUCCAGCUACAUUCAAAUGAAUAUCAGAAGUGUUUUCUGAAUUAUUUACAACAAGCAAACAUUUUGAUCGGACUUUACUGGUUUUGCUUUUCUUUUAGACAGGAUUUAAUACUCUUAUAAAAAAAAACAGAUAAUUAAACACAAUUUCGUUACCAAAACAUCAACUUUGUCAAAAAAAAAACAAAUAGCUGUCACUAUCAGAUUUUCAACAUAAAUGAAAAAUGGAAAUCUAUAAUAUCGAAACAAACUUAAUUAAAAAAAAAUCACAUAAUACAAAAAUAACAAUAUUUUUACUAUACUUAGUAAUUUCACUACAGUGUAGUCAUUAUUUAAAUAAAACUUUUUAACUUAAUCACAUUGAGUAUUAUUAUGGAAAAAUAAUGAAAAGAAAAUUUGAAACAAAUGUAAACUUAAAAUUACUCUGAAAGAAAAUUGAAAUAAAUUACAAAAUUGUUCUGAAAAUAAAGAAAAAAAAAUAAAACUCAAAAUAAGAAAAAAAAAAAAACUUUAAAUAUUCUUUUUCUUUCUUAAUCACAUAAGAAACACAAAAAUAAUAAUAAAUAAAUAACAAAGAAAUAAACCAAAAAACUCAUUUAAUGUUAGCUCCGUUGUAGAUCGUAAUAAUGUAAUUUAUUAUCAGCAUACGUAUACAUAUAACAAACAAAAAAAUUAAAAAUAAUAACUAUUAUAUUAUAUACAGACCAUAGUAUAUAAAAAUAUAUAUAUAUAUAUGUAGAAAGUAUAUUUCACAUACAUAAGUAUAUAUAAAAAAUACAAACAAAAAAUUCAAGUCAACCAAAAAUGUAACCGAAUUUUGAGAUAUCGAAUAUGCAAAUAAUAUACAAAACAAAAAUUAUAAUGAAUUAUAAAUAUUUAAAACUAAAAUUAAAAAAAUAACUAAGUUAUUAUAUACAUACAUACUUAUUAUUAAAAAAAAGAAGACAGGAGGAAAGAAAUUGCUAGAAUAUUUUAGAAAUGAUAUGUUGAAUUCUUUUUUUUUAAUUAUUUUGUUAAGUACGUAAACGAAAUUAAAUAAAAUUUUGACUGAGCAAAUGACUCGUAAAACAUAAAAAUAA
This is a messenger RNA of Eupeodes corollae, 11254 nucleotides long. RefSeq lists its product as uncharacterized. Gene Ontology annotation, cellular component: endosome; SWI/SNF complex. The transcript has 9 exons. Bases 107 to 7066 code for a protein of 2319 amino acids. Gene Ontology annotation, biological process: protein transport to vacuole involved in ubiquitin-dependent protein catabolic process via the multivesicular body sorting pathway; positive regulation of DNA-templated transcription. The record is from RefSeq and is a predicted model, not a curated record. NCBI's taxonomy places the organism in Eukaryota, Metazoa, Arthropoda, Insecta, Diptera, Syrphidae.